ACAAUAAUAUUCCUUGUCUCACCAAAUCAAAACACAUCCCCCUCCUUUUCAUCUCAAUCGAACUUUCAAAAUUCACGAGCUCUGCAAAGUGCUACCAUUACGCGAACAGACCAAAGGAAAAAUUUGAGAUUUUGAUUUAGGAGAAGCAUUUGAUCCGAUCCUGAUGUUGGUAAACGGCGGUGAUUGAUUGAUGUAAAUGAAGGAUCAGAUUCAGGUGAUCGAUGUUGAGAGAUCAUGGUUGUGCAAUUGCGUGGUGAAUGUUCUACUCGAAGAAAAUUACUUGCUAACGGCAUUUGAGUUACUCCGCGAGAACUUGGUUGUAUCGCGAUGUUGAUAGACGGUGAAGAUUGAUUGAUUCAUUGAUGUAAAGGAAGCAUCAGACUUAGAUGAUGGAUGUAGAGAGAUCAUCGCUGUGCAAUUUCGUUGUGAAUUUUCUACUUGAAGAAAAUUACUUGUUAACGGCAUUCGAAUUGCUCCACGAGCUUCUUGACGAUGGUCGUGACGCUCAAGCUAUGCGUCUAAAGGAAUUCUUCGCCGAUCCUUCUCAUUUUCCUGUUGAUCAGAUCUCUCGCUACAGCUCUCUUGGAGUUGUAGACCCUCAAAGUUUGCUAGAAGAGAAAGAAGCAAUAGAAGAAAAAUUAGCACUUAGUGACUAUGAAUUGCGGUUAGCUCAAGAAGAUGUUAUGAAACUGAAGACCGAGUUACAAAGGAAAGUAGAUCUCCGUCGGGAUAGAUUGAGUGAAUCAAGUGUGAGCAAUAACAUAAAUCAUGCUCUGGAAGUCCAUCGGCACAGGAGAGAUGUUCCCUUCUCUACUUUAGGCCCAUUGAAGGCUAAUGAACGUAAAGAUCUGAAUUGUGCGGUAAAGGAAUAUUUGCUGAUAGGUGGAUAUCGAUUAACUGCAAUGACAUUUUGUGAAGAGGUUACAGAUCAGAACCUAGAUGUUUGGGCAAACUCACCAGCAUCUGUGCCUGAUGCCUUGCGCCAUUACUAUUAUCAGUACCUGUCUUCAAGUUCGGAAGCUGCUGAGGAGAAAAUUUCUAUGAUUCGAGAAAAUGAGUCAUUACAAAAAGCAAUUGAGAGCUUAAAUUAUGAGAAAGAGCUUUUGAUGAAAAACAAAGAUUUGGCUGAAGGUCAGAUAAAUGCAUUGACAAAAUCUUUGGCAGCCACUCAGAAGGAUCUGAAGGACAAGGAAAAUCUGAUACAAGAUGUGAAGCAUGCCUGGGAGCAUCAAAGGAAGGAACUAAAUGAUUGCAGGGCUGAAAUCACUUCCCCGAAAAUGCACAUUGAAGGAUCUUCUUCUGUACAAAAUCCGGUGACUAGUAGUGUUGACUCUGCUCAACCCCAGGCCUUAGAAAAUUACAAGGAAGAAAUAGUGUCUUUGCAGAAGGAAAUUGAAAGAUUAAAGUCUGAGAAAAGAGAUAUUCCGGAUUUAAGUGAUUCGAACUGUGCUGAGAAAGAAUCAACAUAUACUGAAGAGAAAGUCGUUGAGGUGGAUGAGAAUAAAACUCUUAUCUCGCAUCCCGUUGAGCCAGCAGGACCUAUAGACAGCAACUCACUGUCUGCGUCAGUUCAAGCAUUUGACAACAGCACUCACAAGCCUGAAGAUAAUUUGGCAGAACCAGCUAUGAAUCCUUCAAGCACUGCUGAUGGUUUCCCAUCUAGUAGAACCUUAUCCCAACAAAAUGAGAAACCACCAUCAGAAGAUAGUAGGCUGCAUUCCAAAUCGGAAACUCCUAGCAGUGGGCCUGCUCCAGAUAAUAUGGGUUUGGGGACCAUUCAAAUACUAGCAGAUGCUUUGCCUAAGAUUGUUCCUUAUGUUUUGAUCAACCAUCGGGAGGAGCUUCUUCCACUGAUAAUGUGUGCUAUUGAGCGGCAUCCAGAUAAUGCCACCCGAGAUUCUUUGACACACACACUGUUCAAUUUGAUUAAACGUCCAGAUGAACAGCAGAGACGAAUUAUAAUGGAUGCAUGUGUUAGCCUAGCUAAAAAUGUUGGGGAGAUGAGAACAGAAAUAGAACUACUCCCCCAGUGCUGGGAACAAAUAAAUCACAUGUAUGAGGAGCGCAGGUUGCUUGUUGCUCAAUCAUGUGGGGAGCUUGCUGAAUUUGUCAGACCUGAGAUUCGUGAUUCUCUUAUUUUAUCUAUUGUACAACAAUUGAUUGAAGAUCCUGCAACUGUUGUUCGAGAAGCUGCUGCGCACAACCUGGCCUUACUACUUCCACUCUUUCCGCAUAUGGAUAAAUAUUUCAAGGUUGAGGAGUUGAUGUUCCAAUUGGCCUGUGAUCCAUCUGGAGUGGUGGUUGAAACUACACUAAAAGAACUACUACCUGCACUAAUAAAUUGGGGAAACAAGUUAGACCAUAUUUUGAGAGUUCUAAUCUCUCAUAUCUUGGACUCUGCUGAGCAUUGUCCACCUCUUGCUGGAGUUGAAGGGUCAGUGGAGUCCCACCUGCGUGUUUUAGGUGAACAAGAGCGCUGGAAUCUUGAUAUUUUGUUAAGAAUUUUGGCUGAUUUGCUUCCUCAUGUGCAUCAGAAAGCAAUUGAGACAUGUCCAUUUUCCUCUGUUUCGGAGUCAAAUGGGCCAAAAUUUUCCAGUUCGGUACUUGAAUUGUAUGCAGGGGGACAUGUCGAGUGGCCUGCAUUUGAAUGGAUGCAUGUGGAUUGCUUUUCUGGUUUGAUACAGCUGUCUUGCUUGUUACCCCAGAAAGAGGAUAGUUUAAGAAACCGAACUACAAAGUUUUUGUUGGCUGUUUCUGAACUUUUUGGGGAAUCUUAUUCGACACACAUAAUGAUGCCUGUAUUCUUGGUAGCAGUUGGGGAUGCUGCUGAUUUCACAUUUUUCCCUCCCAACAUUCACUCGAGAAUCAGAGGUCUAAAACCGAGAACAGCUGUGGCUGAGAGACUUGCUGUUCUAGGUAUCCUGCCACUUCUCUUAGCGGGUGUUCUUGGAUCUCCUGGUAAGCGUGAACAGUUAGCAGACUACUUGAGAAAGCUAUUAGUUGAAGGUGCCAUGAAAGAGAAUCAGUCUAUAACACACAACAAUGAUAUUGUUAAUGCUGUCCGCUUCCUUUGUACAUUCGAAGAACAUCAUAGCUUGAUAUUUGAUAUCUUGUGGGAAAUGGUUGUUAGCUCAAAUAUAGAAUUGAAGAUUGGUGCUGCCAAUAUACUGAAAGUCAUUGUGACAUACGUUGAUGCAAAAGUUGCCUCUACACAUGUUCUGCCUGCCUUGAUUACCCUUGGCUCAGACCAAAACCUGAAGGUGAGGAAUGCAAGCAUAGAUGCUUUUGGGGCUGUGGCACAACAUUUUAAGAAUGACAUGAUUGUUGAUAAAAUACGUGUUCAAAUGGAUGCUUUUCUCGAAGAUGGUUCUCAUGAAACAACCAUGGCCGUGGUCCGUUCAUUAGUGGUAGCACUUCCACAUACAACAGAGAGAUUUAGGGAUUAUUUUUUAACUAAGAUUUUCCAACUGACAAGCAUGCCUGCUUUUGCAACUGAUGGGAUGUCUCGCCGAGAGAGAGCUAAUGUGUUUUGUGAAGCCAUAUGUGCUGUGGAUGCGACAGAUAUUUCUGCAAAUAGCAUUCGUGAUUUCCUUCUUCCUUCAAUUCAAAACUUAUUAAGAGACCCCGAUACACUAGAUCCUGCACACAAAGAGGCCCUCGAAAUAAUUUUGAAAGAAAGAUCCGGUGGAACUUUUGACGCUUUGAGUAAGGUUAUGGGAGCUCACAUCGGGAUUCCAUCAUCAAUGACUAGUAUCUUUGGUGAGGGUGGGCUGCUAGGCAAGAAAGAAAGCACUGCACCAACGUCUCCGGUUGGAUCUCCAAGAGCUGGGGCAUCAUCCGCACAUGGACUUGCACCAGAGGAUACUAGAUUCAUGCGCAUCAUGAGGGUCACUGACAUGCUGCGAGGCAAAGCAAAAAGCCAAGAAGAAACUCAUCAGAACCAGUGAAACCAAGUGAGACUCUUCUUCCCUAACUCCUUUAUGAGAUGAAUAUAUAUAAAUAUUUGUUUAUUUGUUUAUUUAUUCAUGUCAUACAUGAGGAUGCUCGUAGCAGGUGUCAAUUCUUUGAUUAUAAUUUCCUGCCAAAGCGCAUGUUAAGGAAGAAAAACAAGAUGAGAUUAUGUGGCGGCUCUUGUCUUUAAGAUUUCUUCACAUAGAAUCUAAGCAUUGCGUUCUUGUCUUUAAGAUUUCUUAUAGUCACUGAAAUUAUUGGAUAGUUUAUAAGAAAAAAAAUAAUUCAAGUUAAAGCAAAUUAGUGAAGUUAAUUCUGUUACUGACUGAUAUAAA
This is a messenger RNA of Gossypium raimondii (Peruvian cotton), 4286 nucleotides long. RefSeq lists its product as uncharacterized. The record is from RefSeq and is a predicted model, not a curated record. Gene Ontology annotation, biological process: intracellular cholesterol transport. Gene Ontology annotation, molecular function: protein binding. Gene Ontology annotation, cellular component: recycling endosome; trans-Golgi network. The transcript is spliced from 20 exons. NCBI's taxonomy places the organism in Eukaryota, Viridiplantae, Streptophyta, Magnoliopsida, Malvales, Malvaceae. Bases 387 to 3947 code for a protein of 1186 amino acids.